AACACAUUUUUUACUUUCUUUCUCUCACUUGCCUCAUAAAAUAAGAAUCUACGAAACUAGCCAUACCUCACAGCUCUCUUCUUUCUUUCUUUCUUUCAUUCAUUCAUAGAUCAUACCCCCCAACGCACGCUACCCAAUUCUCUCUUUAUAUAAACAUCAACCCCACUCAUCUUUUAUAUACUGGGAAAUACUUCAUUUGUUUAAUGGAGUUGAAAUCAGAGUCUGUAGAGGUUGAAGAUACCGAGAAGAAAGUUAUACUACUUGAACAACAACAUGAAGAGAAACAGCAACAGAAAUUGCAACAAAGCUUCCAUGUUUUAGCGGUUGAUGAUAGUGUCAUUGACAGGAAGCUUCUGGAGAAGCUGCUUAAAGUUUCUUCUUAUCAAGUGACUUGUGUGGAUUCUGGGGAUAAAGCUUUGGAAUUUCUUGGGCUGAUUGAUAAGCUUCAAGACACUCCUGCUGAUUCUUCUACUUCUUCUUCUUCAUCGCCUCCCCACUCAUUACAACAACAAGAGGGAUCGAAGGUCAACUUGAUCAUGACAGACUUCUGUAUGCCCGGAAUGAGCGGCUAUGAUUUACUCAAACGAGUCAAGGGAUCUUCCUGGAAAGAUGUACCAGUGGUGGUCAUGUCAUCAGAAAAUGUACCUUCAAGAAUCAGCAUGUGCCUGGAAGAAGGAGCAGAGGAGUUUCUGUUGAAGCCAUUACAGUUAUUAGACUUGGAGAAGCUUCAGCCCCAUCUCUUAAAAUCCCUGAAUAUGAAUAACCAAACAACAAUAACAAUGAAAGCUUCAGCACCAUUUACAGAAAUGGAGCAGUUGACAGAGGGCAACAACAACAAUGAAAGCAAGGAAAACAACAAUAACAAGGAGUCUAACAGCUAUAUAAACAGCAAUAAUAGUUUUAGCAAGAGGAAGGCUCUGUCAGCUGAGCCCCCAGAGAGGAGGCCUAAAAUGAAAGAAUUGGCAGUAGUAUAAUUUUUUUCUUUUUUCAAUUUGAUGGGAGAUUAUGGUAUAAUUUAGUUUACAUUAGAGAGUGGAUUAAUUUUCGUAAUACAUGGGUUACGUUAUGAUGUAACUAGUUGAUUAAUUGGUUGGUGUUGCUAAUGUAAGGGUGACAGGCUUUGCUUUCAA
This is a messenger RNA of Mangifera indica (mango), 1130 nucleotides long. RefSeq names its product two-component response regulator ORR9-like. Lineage: Eukaryota; Viridiplantae; Streptophyta; Magnoliopsida; Sapindales; Anacardiaceae. Bases 204 to 974 code for a protein of 256 amino acids. Gene Ontology annotation, biological process: cytokinin-activated signaling pathway; phosphorelay signal transduction system. The record is from RefSeq and is a predicted model, not a curated record. The transcript has 5 exons.